AUGCGUUGGGUAAAAGUUAUGAACGAAAACGCAUUGCGGGUGUACUAUAGGGUGAAAGGGGAAGAAACUGUGGGAAUAGCGUAUAGGGCUCGGAUGCAUUCCUUUUUUGCUGAGCUGGAGCCUUCUAUUCCCGUCACGGAACAAAACCUGGCAGACAGAGUUCGGUAUACCAUGCGCUCAAAAAUAUUUGAUGAUGCCGAACUCGAACGACUACGACGUGAGGCUAUUCCAUCAUCGAAUGAAUCGGCUAUGACUAGGGAUGCAGCUACACAUGCGACAGACCAGCAUCCACACGUGGAAGCCGCCAUGAAUCUUCCAGUUGUGGUUCCUCGAACUAGAGCAAAUGAGGAGCAUAUUAGAUGA
Molecule: messenger RNA, 363 nt
Organism: Parnassius apollo (apollo)
Lineage: Eukaryota; Metazoa; Arthropoda; Insecta; Lepidoptera; Papilionidae
Source: the annotation of a GenBank genome assembly